Molecule: messenger RNA, 1698 nt
Organism: Nyctereutes procyonoides (raccoon dog)
Lineage: Eukaryota; Metazoa; Chordata; Mammalia; Carnivora; Canidae
Product: proline-rich protein 2-like
Exons: 3
Coding region: 1-1698 (565 amino acids)
Source: RefSeq, a predicted model, not a curated record
AUGACCCUGAAGAAGGGCUCUGGGCUCCGCAGCUCUCAGCUCUCUCCUCCACCACCGUCCGGGUUCCCUGGGAACUGCAAAGAGCACACCUCCUGGACCCUCAAACCGGCGGGGACGUACAACCCUGCGCCUCCCCUGCGGAUCCUGGAGCCCUCACAGACGGCACCCCCUGGACCUCCCGUGGACCACCGAACCCUCGCAGACCGCUUGCCCCUGAUGUCCCCGGGACCCCCGAGCACUCGCAGACGUGCGCCCCUGACCUCCCCGGGACCCCCGAGCACUCGCAGACCGUGCGCCCCUGACCUUCCCGUGGAUCCGGCUUCCGGGCAGCGCCCAGACCUCCCCGUGGACGCCCUAACCCUCGCGCGCCCCGGAGCCUCUCCAGCGUACCCCAGACUCGGCUACAGAGCAUCCCUGGCCCUCCCCCGGGCACCUCGAGCCCUCGCAGACCGCGCGCCCCUGACCUCCCCGGGACCCCCCGAGCACUCCCCGUGGACCCCCCUGACCUCCCCGGGACCCCCGAGCACUCGCAGACCGCACGCCCCUGACCUCCCCGGGCUCCCCACGACACUCCCCGUGGACCCGAGCCCCGCGACCGCGCUUCCCGGGACCUUCCCAGCAUCCCUGGGCCCUCCCCACGGGCACCUGAGCCCCGCGCACCCGCGCGCCCCUAACCUCCCCGGGACCCCGGAGCCCUCGCAGACCGCGCUCCCCGGACCUCCCCGUGGGCCCCCCCCGACCUCCCCGUGGACCCCGAGCCCCCGCGGACCGCGCGCCCCGGACCUCCCCGUGGGCUCCCCCCGACCUCCCCGGGACCCCCACGACCUCCCCGUGGACCCCGAGCCCCCGCAGACCGCGCGCCCCGGACCUCCCCGUGGACCCCCCGACCUCCCCGGGACCCCCCGACCUCCCCGUGGACCCCCCGACCUCCCCGGGACCCCGGAGCCCUCGCAGACCGCGCUCCCCGGACCUCCCCGUGGGCCCCCCCCGACCUCCCCGUGGACCCCGAGCCCCCGCGGACCGCGCGCCCCGGACCUCCCCGUGGGCUCCCCCCGACCUCCCCGGGACCCCCACGACCUCCCCGUGGACCCCGAGCCCCCGCAGACCGCGCGCCCCGGACCUCCCCGUGGACCCCCCGACCUCCCCGGGACCCCCCGACCUCCCCGUGGACCCCCCGACCUCCCCGGGACCCCGGAGCCCUCGCAGACCGCGCUCCCCGGACCUCCCCGUGGGCUCCCCACGACCUCCCCGUGGACCCCGAGCCCCCGCGGACCGCGCGCCCCCGACCUCCCCGUGGACCCCCCGACCUCCCCGGGAACCCCCCGACCUCCCCGAGGACCCCGAAACCCCGCGGACCCCCCCCGACCUCCCCGGGACCCCGGGGCCUCUCCCAGACAGCGCGGCCCCGGCUCGGGGCUAACGGAGCAUCCCUGGGCCCUCCCCACGGCCCGAGCCCCGCGCGGACGCGCACGUCUCCCCCGGGCGCCCCCCUGCAGGCCGCACCUUCCCGCGCCCCAGGCCCAGCGGACGCCCUCCACCCGGCCGGACGCGCAGCCUCCCCUCGGCCCGUGCGCCAGCCUCCCCGGCCUCGGCGGGCCCGGCUGCAGGCCCGCGGCGCUGGCGUCUCCUCGGCCCGGGCCCCGCACACGCACCAUCCGGGCCUCGGGCGCCUCACACACGUGUCACGGCGACACUUAA